Messenger RNA from Lobosporangium transversale, 1377 nucleotides. RefSeq names its product Ssl1-like-domain-containing protein. The record is from RefSeq and is a predicted model, not a curated record. Gene Ontology annotation, biological process: regulation of transcription by RNA polymerase II; DNA-templated transcription; nucleotide-excision repair. Gene Ontology annotation, molecular function: zinc ion binding. The coding region runs from base 17 to 1324 and encodes 435 amino acids. NCBI's taxonomy places the organism in Eukaryota, Fungi, Mortierellomycota, Mortierellomycetes, Mortierellales, Mortierellaceae. Gene Ontology annotation, cellular component: transcription factor TFIIH core complex; transcription factor TFIIH holo complex. The transcript is spliced from 5 exons.
AAAAAAAAAAAAAAGAAUGGCAACAAACGGACGUAGACAGGUGGAUGAGGACGACGAUGAUAUUAUUGACGUAGACGACUCAUCAUUACAGAAUAACCAGGCCAACUAUGCAUGGGAGGAAGAAUACAAACGCAGUUGGGACGUUCUUCAAGAAGAUGAACAUGGAAGUCUCGCUGGCGUCGUCAACAGUCUACAACAAGCGGCAAAGCGCAAGCGACAACUGCGGGACACUGAUCCCAUUCAACGCGGGAUUAUUCGCCACCUGUUUAUAAUUGUCGAUCUAUCCAGCUCAAUGCAGGAGAAAGACCUUCGACCUUCACGUUUGUCACUUACUUUUACAUAUUUGGAAGCAUUCGUAGCCGAAUAUUUUGAUCAAAAUCCCAUCUCCCAAAUUGGAUUGAUCGGAACAAAGGACGGAUUGGCUGAAAAGUUGACAGAACUGAGUGGAAACCCCACAGAACAUAUUCGUACUCUCAAGAUGAAGAAGUUUCAAGAAGUUGGUGGCGAACCCUCUUUGCAAAAUGCAUUGGAGUUGGCAAGAAAUUCUUUGAUUCACGUACCAGCGCAUGGUUCUCGGGAGAUUUUAGUCAUCAUGGGAUCAUUAACGACAACAGAUCCUGGAAACAUCCAUGAUACAAUAGCACAGCUUGUACAGGAUAAUAUCCGUGCAUCAGUCAUUGCAUUAGCAGCAGAAGUUCAAGUACUAAAGUCUUUGUCGACACAAACAAAAGGAACAUUUGGCGUAGCUAUGAACGAAGGCCAUUAUCGCGACUUGUUAUUCGAAGUAAUUCCUCCGACGGCUGUCACGACCACAAAAACAUCAUCUAACCUUGUACAAAUGGGAUUUCCAGCACGAUCCAACGAGAGUGCGGCCACACUCUGUGCUUGUCAUAACAAACUAACACUUGGUGGAUACAUUUGUCCACGGUGCAAUUCCAAAUUGUGCGAUAUACCCACAGAGUGUGAUAUCUGUACUCUGACGUUGGUCUCCAGCCCAUUGCUCGCCAGAAGUUAUCAUCAUCUUUUCCCGGUCGAAAAUUUUAUUGAAGUCGCAUGGAAAGAUGCUGCUGCGACAACAGCCUGUUUUUCAUGCCAAAAGUCAUUCCUGAGUCCGCAUAAAGUUAGUCUUCAAUUGCAGGCGACGACAGAUGCGGGACGAUAUCAAUGCAAGCUGUGUGACAAGACCUUCUGUGCAGACUGUGAUUUAUUCAUCCAUGAUGUUUUACAUAAUUGUCCUGGUUGUUUAAGUCAACCUCGGCGUCUGUUUGGUAAACCCAAAGCAAUGGCUACUGCAAAUAUUCCUAAAGCUACGGUUCAGAAAUAGUGGUUGUGAAAGGAUCAAAAAUUAUCGCUGCCACAACAUUUACCAUAAAGAUG